Fraxinus pennsylvanica is the source of this 981-nucleotide messenger RNA. The record is from the annotation of a GenBank genome assembly. Lineage: Eukaryota; Viridiplantae; Streptophyta; Magnoliopsida; Lamiales; Oleaceae.
AUGGAGCAGCAGCAGAACGCCACCGCCGCCAAACCCAUUCAUUGCAUCGUCAAACUCGGAGGCGCUGCAAUUACCUGUAAAAAUGAACUGGAGACAAUAAACGAGGAGGAUCUUAUAGUAGUUUCAUCACAGCUGCGGCAGGCAAUGAUUUCGGGCUCAUGUCACGGAAUGGACUGGAGCAAGAGGCCUGGAUCAUUGGAGAUUCCCAGGGUCAUUGAUGAUUUCAGCGAUCAAGAGGUUACUGACUCCAAGAAAUUUAUUGUUGUUCACGGUGCAGGUUCUUUUGGUCAUUUUCAAGCAAGCAAGUCAGGGGUUCAUAAGGGUGACUUAAGCAGACCACUUGUUAAAGCUGGUUUUGUUGCCACACGUAUAUCUGUCACAUCUCUUAAUCUUGAAAUUGUCAGAGCCCUCGCAAAAGAGGGUAUUCCUUCUAUUGGAAUGUCUCCAUUUUCAUGUGGCUGGUCAACACGUGAAAGAAAUAUCGCUGUGGCUGAUGUAAGCACAGUAGCUAAAGCUACUGACAAUGGAUUUGUACCUGUUCUACAUGGAGAUGCUGUACUGGAUACUUCACUGGAUUGCACUAUAUUAAGUGGAGAUGUAAUCAUACGGCAUCUGGCAGCUGAACUAAAACCUGACUAUGUCGUUUUCCUCACAGAUGUUUUGGGGGUAUAUGACCGCCCGCCAAUAGAACCUGAUGCAGUGCUUCUUAGGGAAAUUGCUGUGCGUGAAGACGGGAGCUGGUUUAUAUUAAAACCUGAAUUGCAGAACAUGAACAGGCAAGUUGAAAUAACAGUAGCAGCCCACGACACAACUGGUGGCAUGCUCACAAAGAUAUCGGAAGCUGCGAUGAUUGCCAAGCAUGCAAUUGAUGUCUAUAUUGUUAAGGCAGCUACGUAUCACUCAUUGAAGGCUCUACGAGGAGAUUUGAAAGAGAACAUACCUGACGACUGGCUUGGAACAGUUAUCCGGCUUGUCAAGUAG